Messenger RNA from Meleagris gallopavo (turkey), 2863 nucleotides. NCBI's taxonomy places the organism in Eukaryota, Metazoa, Chordata, Aves, Galliformes, Phasianidae. The record is from RefSeq and is a predicted model, not a curated record.
AUGGACUCUGAUCCUUACUGUGGAGGCCACCUGAGACUGCCAUUUGCAUUUACCAGCAUCUUACUGAGGAAUCUGAAGUGCCACAGCUCUCACCUGGCUGGGAGCAAGAGGCAGCCACCAUACCUCCAACACAGUGCUGUGAAAGGACUCCUGCAUGAUCACUAUCUUGGGAGGUGUUCACUAUCUUUAAGACCAGAAAGACUCAGUUUAGGCAGAAUCAAAGCUUUUCUGCCUAACUUACUGCUUAACAUUUCUCUCAUAUCUUUCUUUUCACAGUAUGUGGCAUUUGCCUCCCUCUUCUUCAUUCUGGUCUCCAUCACCACCUUCUGCCUCGAGACCCACGAGAGAUUUAACCCCAUUGUGAACAAGACAGAAACUGAAUUCAUCGGGAAUGACACCCAGGUGCGGCACUACAGGGAAGCAGAGACUGAAGCCUUCCUCACCUACAUCGAAGGUGUCUGUGUGGUCUGGUUUACAUUUGAGUUCUUGAUGAGAGUCACGUUCUGCCCAAACAAGGUGGAAUUUAUCAAAAACUCUUUGAACAUCAUUGACUUUGUGGCCAUACUGCCUUUCUAUCUAGAGGUUGGACUCAGUGGCCUGUCUUCCAAAGCUGCUAAGGAUGUCCUGGGCUUCCUCCGUGUAGUCCGUUUCGUGCGAAUCCUGCGAAUUUUCAAGCUGACCCGCCACUUCGUUGGGUUGCGGGUCUUGGGACACACCCUCCGUGCCAGCACAAACGAAUUCUUGCUGCUCAUCAUAUUUCUGGCAUUGGGCGUCUUAAUCUUUGCCACGAUGAUCUAUUAUGCCGAGAGAAUAGGUGCUAAACCAAAUGACCCUAGUGCCAGUGAACACACACACUUUAAAAACAUCCCCAUCGGCUUCUGGUGGGCUGUUGUCACCAUGACGACCCUGGGCUACGGAGACAUGUAUCCUCAGACUUGGUCAGGCAUGCUGGUGGGGGCCCUCUGCGCUCUCGCUGGUGUGCUGACCAUUGCCAUGCCUGUCCCUGUCAUUGUGAACAAUUUCGGAAUGUAUUACUCCUUAGCUAUGGCUAAGCAGAAGCUACCAAAGAAAAAAAAGAAGCAUAUCCCGAGGCCACCCCAGCUGGGAUCCCCCAAUUAUUGUAAAUCUGUCGUAAACUCUCCACAUCACAGUACUCAGAGCGACACUUGCCCACUGGCCCAAGAAGAAAUUUUAGAAAUUAACAGAGCAGGUAGGAAACCUCUUAGAGGAAUGUCCAUCUGACCGUUAAUCUCCAUCCCGCGUAGUGAUUUAAGAUUCAGCCAGACUGCUUUCUUAGAGCAAUGGGUAGCACAUUUAUCCAUUCUAGUCCCACCAUCACACAGUGAAUAAUAUGUGUGAAAUCUAGGUUGCAGGGACAAAUGGUACAGUGGAGGCUGAUCAGCAAAACUAAGCAUGAGAGCACGCUCUAGGAGCCCAAACUUUGGUCCUGGUUAAGGGCAUACAAGUCUCAAGAUAUUCUGAAGAGCUGUUACAUCUAGUGGAAGAAUUUUGAGAGUUCUACAGCUAUUUUGCUGGACUAUGUAAUGCAUCUCAGAGGCUCCUGAGAGCUGAAUGCUUCAUAGAGCAGAGUAGGAGCCAAGUACUCAGCAAUUACAGAGUUCUCUGACAAAACAGGGCUGGAAUUCAAAACAGCCAGAUGCUUUCUCAUUUGUUCCCAAUUGGGACCUUUCAGCUGUUUUAAAUGGCAGAUAUUGUACAUCUCAUUACAGAAACUAGGUGCCUAGUAAGUUGAAGGGACAACUAUACCAUCAUGCAUAUUCAUGAGACGAUCCGUCUCUUUCUGAUGAUUAACUGCAAAGUAGAACAACAGCUCAAAUUCUUGACACUAAUACAAAAUGACUCAUUCUGAGACAAGACUAGAUGUAAGGAUGUUUAUUCCAUGGCAUGUUAACCAGUUAUUCUAUAAUAUUCCACUAGAAAUUAGCAUUUAGAAGUAUGAAGAGUUUUGAACUACAUUUUCUAAACCACACUCCUUUUUGGGUUGGUGAGUUAGAGCUCUCAACCUAGCGGCAGAGGCUGACUGCAAAAGGUCUGACUGGUCAUUACUGGCUGGUUUGACCUGAACAGUGAUUGUCUCAUAUUAUGGUAUUUUUACUUUUAAUUAUACUGAUUUAUGUCAGCAAUAGGUGAAACCAGAGCAAAAUUAAUCAUACUAAUUCUACCAGGGGGGAGGGAAAUGAAAAAAAUACUAGUCACCAUGGAAUAUAUUAUAAUAUCCCAUGGCUAGUGGUUAAUUAUGGGAAUAUCUCAGUUUUAUGAGAAUCCUCCUAUAGCACAUAAUGUUACGGGGCUCCAAUUUGAUUGUUUCAACCCCAUAAUCUACCUCUACCCACGGAAUAUCACUAUUUAUUCUAUGGAGUAAUUUCAAAGUAGAUAAUAAUGUCAAAAACAAAGCCAACUGCAUUUUUGGCAGAUGUCCCAACCAAGUUGCAUAGUAGACAUUUUAUAGCCUAUUCAGAACAUUCCCCUGUGUUGCAUUAGAUAAAACAGAUCUCCAAUCAAGUGAUGUUAACUGACAUCUAGACAAGGAAUGUUUGGAAAGAGCUAGAGUAUACCUAUGAUGGUCUUGUGUUAUCAUUUUUUUUACUUUGAAGAAAAUUCUAAUUUGUUACUCAUCCUGAGUGAGGUAUUUUCUUGUCAUCUCAUAGCCAUGCAUGUUGAUGUCAUUGUGAGAAGCACAAAGAAAGCAAGACUUUCCUUUGUGUAUAACUUCACCUAUGCCAAUGCUAAUUUUGGAGGGGAAGACCUGGUGGGAACUUUUCUCUCUUCUUUUGUCUUUUUCCUUUUGUGCAACUGUGUAAAAUCCAUUCAGAAGGUAAAGAGCUUUCUUUUUUUUUUUUUC